ACCCCCCCCCCCUCCCGCUCCCCCUCCCCCCCCCUCCCGUGCGCGUCGCUGUCUGAGCUCCGCCUGGACGAGCUCAUCGGGGCGGGGGGGUUCGGACGCGUCUACCGGGGCACGUGGCGGGGGGAGGUGGUGGCGGUGAAGGCGGCGCGGGGGGAGGCGGGCGCGGCCGGAGCAGCCAGCCUGCGGAGGGAGGCGCGGCUGUACGUGCGGCUCCGCCACCCCAACGUCAUCGCGUUGCGCGCCGUGUGCCUCGACCCCGCCCACCUGUGCCUGGUGAUGGAGUUCGCGGCGGGGGGGCCGCUGUCCCGGGUACUCGCCGGACGCACCGUGCCCCCCGCCGUGCUGCUGGACUGGGCCCGGCAGGUGGCCAGCGGGAUGCGGUACCUGCACUGCGGAACCAGCGUGCACGUGCUGCACCGGGACCUCAAGUCCAGCAACGUGCUGCUGGCACAGCCGUUGGCCGCCGCGGGCCCGAAGCCUCUGCUCAAGAUCACAGACCUGGGCCUGGCUCGGGAAUGGCAGAGAACAACCAGGAUGAGCGCGGCCGGAACCUACCCAUGGAUGGCACCGGAGGUCAUCCGGACAUCCACCUUCUCCAGGGGCAGCGACGUCUGGAGUUAUGGGGUGCUGCUAUGGGAGCUGCUCACCGGGGAGGUCCCGUACCGCGGCAUCGACGCCCUGGCUGUGGCUUAUGGGGUGGCUGUGAACAAACUGACGCUGCCCAUCCCCUCCACGUGCCCCCAGCCCCUGGCCCAGCUCCUGGCAGCAUGCUGGGAGCAGGACCCCCACCGGCGGCCUGGCUUCGGCUCCAUCCUGCGGCGGCUCUCGGGGCUGCAGCCGGGGGGGUUGGGGCCCCCCGAGUCCUUCCACUGCCUGCAGGAGAGCUGGCGACGAGAGAUCCAGGGGCUCUUCGGGGAGCUGCGCGCCAGGGAGAAGGAGCUGCGCAGCCGGGAGGAGGCCGUGGCGCGCGCGUCCCGUGCCCAGCGCUCGCAGGCUCAGCGGCUCCGGCAGCGCGAGGCUGAACUGGCGCAACGGGAACUGGAGGUGCUGGAGCGCGAGCUCAGCCUCAUGCUCCGGGGCCCCCCCCGCGCCCCCCCCGCCCCCAAGAGGCGCAGGCCCCAGUUCCGGAGGCCCCGGCGGCCUGCGGACCACAUCGGCAUGCCCCAGGACUUCAAGCACCGGCUGACGGUUCAGGCAGCGCCGGGGGGUGACCCCCGAACCCGCGACCCCCAGGAGGGGCCUGGGGGGGGGUCCCCGCCCUUCCCCCGCCUGCGCGCCAUCCAGCUGGAGCCGGAGGACGAGGAGGAGGCGCCGCGGGGGACGGGGGGGGCGGAGCGGAAAGGGGGGAGGGGCAGCGGCCCCAAUGGCAGGUGGAGGCUGCGCCCGGAUGACAGCACCUGGUGCCAGGACACGGAGGAGCUGAGCCCUGGGGACGUGUCCCCCAAUGGUGAGGCCGACCCCGAGGAGCCCCGGGGGGAGCGGGGGGGGGGGGGGACCCCGCGGCUGCUGCGCCGGGCGCUGCUCAGGGGCUCAGCCCUGUUGGCGUCAUUGGGGCUGGGCCGGGAGCUCGCCCCACCCCGUGAGCUGAGCCCCGGUGCUGGGCCCCCCCCCUGGGGCCCGGCGCUGCCCCUCCCCCCCUCUCCGCUGGCCCCGCCCCGGCCCCGGCCCCGCCCCUCCCCCCUGCGACCCCGCAUUGACCCCUGGAGCUUCGUGAGCGGCCCCCGGAGGGCCCCGCCCCCCGGCGAGCCAGAGCCCCGCCCACGGGACCCCUUCACCGACCAAUGA
Messenger RNA from Melopsittacus undulatus (budgerigar), 1785 nucleotides. It is a transcript of the gene MAP3K11, whose product is annotated as mitogen-activated protein kinase kinase kinase 11. The transcript has 11 exons. The record is from RefSeq and is a predicted model, not a curated record. Gene Ontology annotation, biological process: signal transduction; protein phosphorylation. Gene Ontology annotation, cellular component: cytoplasm. The annotation marks the transcript as partial. NCBI's taxonomy places the organism in Eukaryota, Metazoa, Chordata, Aves, Psittaciformes, Psittaculidae. Gene Ontology annotation, molecular function: ATP binding; protein kinase activity.